AUGGACGAAUUCUGUGAGCCGCCCCCCGAAGCGAAACGAGAUGAGGAUGAGGAUCUACGUGUAAUGGCCGAAUUGAACAACCCGCGAAUCUAUGAGGAUGUGAAACAUAUACUCCGUCAGGAACAACGAGUGAAGUAUGCAAUCACACGAAACAAAUCCCUGCCCUUCCCAUGCAAAUGUCUGCAGCUAUGCGAAUUCGGUUCACUGUUAAAAAUUCUGUACAACGCGUUCGAGACACUGUAUGAAGAGUACGAAUCACUGCACUACGAGUACACCACUCUGUUUCGUAUGACGGAUUUUACUGUAUCUGGAACGAAUAUUUAUUUGUCCAAUUCCGGUCAAGCGGUGGGCGCGGUGGAGACCACAAUGCCAUCGGAAAUCAUCAACCUGAUCGAUUUUGCCCGAGAUGCCGGAAUGCGAGAAGAACGAAAAAAAGCCAUUGCCAGUGAGGAUGUGUGGCUUAAAACGUACGAGUUGCACAUGGAAUGUGUGCGAUUGUACAUGAUUAAGGUGGCCAAACCUGAACAGGAUCGUUUUAUGGAAUGGGUACUCUCGCAUGUAUGGGCCAUGUCCAAGUGUAUUUGUUAUCAUUGUGACUAUCGAGAUGCAUUGGUCGCCUAUCGGAAAGCGUUGCUUCAAUUGCAUUUGGAAUAUUUGACCAUUUACGCGCACUACUUUGCGCUUCUCACAUCACCACGUGCCCCGGAGAAUCGUUUUCUGACCAAGGCGUUGCGCAUGAAUCCGGGUGAUGCAAUGAUUGUGAAAAGUUGUUUACAAUAG
Messenger RNA from Echinostoma caproni, 780 nucleotides. NCBI's taxonomy places the organism in Eukaryota, Metazoa, Platyhelminthes, Trematoda, Plagiorchiida, Echinostomatidae. The record is from the annotation of a GenBank genome assembly.